AUGCGCCCUGCGGUUCUCUUCGCCCUGUUGGCGUUGCUGUCCAUCCUGACAGCCACCACUGCGACCCCCCCAAGCGUGUUGUUGAGACGUCGACUACGCGCCCAAGAAGUGGACGAAAUGACUUUGACGACGCUGCUUCCCGUGGUGACUGCUUCGGUGGCUGGACCUCCGGACAACGUGACACCGUUUCCGCUGCCAGUGGCCAUCAUUCUGGGCCUCCUCGCGGUUCUUGGGGUCGUCGGCGCGGCCGUGUACGUGGUCCGAACUGCUCGCAGCGACGCCAUGCGAAAGUCCGACACUGAAUGCACCACCGUCCUCCACAUGGACGGCUUCCUUGGCAUGUAG
Molecule: messenger RNA, 345 nt
Organism: Aphanomyces astaci
Lineage: Eukaryota; Oomycota; Saprolegniomycetes; Saprolegniales; Verrucalvaceae
Exons: 1
Coding region: 1-345 (114 amino acids)
Source: RefSeq, a predicted model, not a curated record